This is a messenger RNA of Tripterygium wilfordii, 597 nucleotides long. Its product is annotated as probable glycosyltransferase At5g03795. The coding region runs from base 1 to 597 and encodes 198 amino acids. The transcript has 3 exons. Gene Ontology annotation, molecular function: glycosyltransferase activity. The record is from RefSeq and is a predicted model, not a curated record. NCBI's taxonomy places the organism in Eukaryota, Viridiplantae, Streptophyta, Magnoliopsida, Celastrales, Celastraceae.
AUGCCGUCCCGUGUGAAUUUCUUCCUCAUUAUCAUCUUCUCUGUUGCUGUUGCUAUCUGUGCAAUUUUCUUCUACACUACUACUAAUGAUCAGGUGAACAGCCCAGUUGAAGAUUCUGGUAUUUUUGAGGAAGUCUUCCAGUGCCCAGAUGUCUUCUUGAGAAAUUACGCUCUAAUGGAGAAGGGUUUCAAAAUCUUCAUGUACCCAAACAAAGAUGCUGACGCUUUUUUUUUCAAUGACGAGCACAUUCACAGGGGGUUUUCUACUGAAGUGUUCUUCAGCCGCCGUCUCAUGUUCUCGGAAAGAUUUAUUACAAAUGAUCCCACUCAGGCUCAUAUGUUUUUCAUUCCAAUUACUUGGUUACAACUUGAGGGAACGGGAAUUUUUGCUAAUGCUGAUGAUUAUGUUGGGCGUAUAAUUAACGAGUACCCUCACUGGAAUCGGAGUAAAGGUGUUGAUCACUUUCUUGUGACUUGCUGUUACGCUGGAGCAAUGUUCACGGAAAGCGUUCCAUUGAAUAAUUCAAUAAGACUCUCGUGUUCCGCAAGAAAUGAUGACUUACACCACAAGCACCACCUUAUAAGCAUCCCCAGAUGA